CUCUAUAAGACAGCGGCAGCACACGCAGCACACAGACUUCAGUGGCGUUAAAGGAAGGAGGAAACAACAUAUGAAAAUACAACCAGCGUUUGCAUAACCUGCAGGUCUCAAUGGACUGGGCUCUUCUUUUAGUUUUGCAAGUCAUGUUUCAGCCAUCACUAACAGUCUUGUUCACUGUGGAGGUAGAACAAAGCACGUAUGACUCAGAGUUUGGAGGAGAUGUUGUGCUGGGCUGCAGGUUUCAGCCUAAUCUAUCAAACCCUCUUGCUGACAUAAAAGUGUCCUGGCAUCGGAUCCACUCUGCCUCUACUCAGCACGUGUACUGGCUGGCUAACGGAAAGGAGCACUUAGAAUCCCAGGAUCCGGCCUAUAAGGACAGAGUGAAGCUUCUCACUGAGGAGCUGAAGAAUGGCUUGGCCAGGUUACAGAUCUCCAGACUCAAGAUCAAUGACUCUGGGACGUAUAAGUGUUUGGUGCAGACAUCUGAAGGAGCCGAUUAUAAACCGAUAACUUUGUCAGUUAAAGCUACUUAUAAAGCCAUCACUAAAGACAUCCAGAAGGCUGCAGAGGGGGAUGGGGUGCUGCUCACCUGCCAGUCUAAGGGAUAUCCUGAGUCCUCUGUUAUGUGGCAGGAUGGAAACAUGCAGAGAGUCAAUGCCAAUACAACAACUGUCUCAACAGCAGACCAGCUCUUUAAAGUCACCAGUCAAAUUCAUGUCCAAUCAUCACACCAAAACAACUACACAUGUAGCUUUGUAAAGGACGCCUCCUCUGCAACGUUUUUGAUUCCAGAUGAAAUGCCUGUUCUUCAUGAAGAGAACAACGCUCUCAUCAUUAUAAUGUGCAUUGGAGUAACCAUGGUUGCCAUAACGGUUGCAGUUCUCAUGUACCAACGUCACAAAGGGUGUAGAAAUAGCAGCGCCAGGAACCUUUUGGUCAAUAGAUCAUGCAGGACAGUUUCAACUGCUUUUUGCCUGCAAAUAGAAAAAGAGGACGAGGAGAUAACUAUAUUUAUUGAAGGCAGUACAGAGGAAAAACUGGGGGUGUUCUUGAAAGCCCAUUACUCAGAACCCUCCUUCACUGAAAUGCCAAGACAGUACCGGGAAGCUUCCGGUGUGGAGGUGCUUCCUCACAGGCUGCAAAACAAUGAGGGCCAGCCUGUGAACCUUCAAGCUUUACUCCCAGAAGCUGGAGAGACUCUCCUUCUCGAGGGACCGCCACGGAGCGGGAAGACGACUUUAGCACACAUCCUGGUCUCCUCUUGGACUGAAGGACCCAAACAUGCCUUCCCUAACCUCCUUGACCUCAGUGCUGUUGGACUUAUCCUUUAUAUAGACUGCAGCGGAGUGAAGGGGGACUUGUAUCAGGAAAUAACCUCUCAACUCUCUCUCACUGAGAAGACAACAACAGAAGACGAGCUGAGGACUUUGUUGAGUCAUUCCAGCGAGGCUCUGCUGUUGUUGGACGGAUACACAGAAGGGAACCAGAGUUUUGAUGAGUCCUUGAGGAUGUUUCUGAGAGAAAGAGGAGGAUGUAGGGUGCUGGUCACGACCUGCGUGGGACACUGUGACACGCUCAGGGAAAUAGUGGGGACAGGACGGGUGUUGGAGCUCCAAAAUGAAAAUGUUUAGCACCGAAUUCACAAGGAGAAAAAUACAUGGCGCCCUCCUUACAUUUCAGGCAAACAUGAUGUAGACACUUUUGUACAUAGUUUCUUUUACUGUGGGGUCAGAUUGUUUAGAUGCCCAAAUAUGCUGCAGAACUAGUUGUAUCAAUAUAUGAGACAUGCACAAUAAAUGAAUUUUCUGAAAUAAAUGAAAUUUCUAUUCUCUACUGAACAGCUGUGACAGAACAUCUUUUCCCACAUUACAUACUGUAAGGUUGAAGAAUCUUGUAGGUAUAAUCUCUGAUCAUCCUCAACUUUGUACUUUUCAUUCAACUAGAAGAGUCGUUACACAUUAGAAACGUUUCUUCUGAUAGUUGGAAUGUUUUACAAGUGAUUGCAGUUGUUUCUGUUUCUGCUAUGUGUCAGUCUGAGAGAAAAAGAAAGUUCAUCCUCAGGUCCAUUCUCUAGAUUCUGAAUGAAUCGGGGUGCUGUGACUUAAAAAAGGGAAGUGACUCUGAGGAUAUUCCUGGCAAGAUGACCGGCUCAUUCCAGUAACCUCUGAUUAAAAAGACAAAUUUUUUUUUUCUUUGUUAACAAGUAAUUGUAGCAUUGUACAUUUCAUGAGAAAGCUUUUCAGUCAGUCAGCAUGUGUGAGUCAUGAUUUAGUCAUUUCCGUUUGCAUUAAGGGUUUUAUUUACAUUCAGAGCUGAGAGGUGAUGUUACCCACACAGGGGAGCAUGGCAUGUCUGACUGGUUACCAGCCAACGAGCAUCAAAUUUGUUGCUCUUCAAAGUACCAAGAGUGUGCUGAUAGAGCAGAGAAAAACUGUCUCUUCUUAUAAUGCACUGCAUGGAAUCAUCUUCAAAAAAAGAGACGAAAUAAAAAACAUUGAAAUCA
This is a messenger RNA of Labrus bergylta (ballan wrasse), 2503 nucleotides long. Its product is annotated as programmed cell death 1 ligand 1. Gene Ontology annotation, biological process: negative regulation of T cell proliferation; positive regulation of T cell proliferation; cellular response to lipopolysaccharide. Lineage: Eukaryota; Metazoa; Chordata; Actinopteri; Labriformes; Labridae. Gene Ontology annotation, molecular function: ATP hydrolysis activity. The record is from RefSeq and is a predicted model, not a curated record. Gene Ontology annotation, cellular component: external side of plasma membrane.